AUGAUGGUGAAGAGCAGGAAGACCCCAAUGGGACAGCAUGAGCAUUGUAAUAAGUGUCACAAUGUUCAUUGUCAAGUCCCAGUGCAGAUCUCUGUCUCCUGCAUGGUUGUUAAGUGCCGUAAAAACUGUGGUGCCGUUUUGCAUAAGUGCAAGGAAGAGGAGCACCUGCUUCUCUGUCCCAAUGAGAAGGUCCACUGCCUCAAUGCUGACUAUGGAUGUCCCUUCACCAUGCUCCGCCACAGGCUUGCCAAGCACCUGGAGGUCUGUCCUGCCAGUGUGGUCAACUGCUCUCAGGACUGGAACCGAUGGCCUAUCUCAGACACUGACCUGGACUUCUACAGAAAUGUGUCAGGAGCCUCACAGAUUCAAGAACACUUAGAUGUCGCGAUGGCUCUCAGGGACCAAGAGCUGCUAUUCAGGUCCAUCAAAAUGAAGAACAUUUUUCCUGAACUGAUGGAGGUAAUCGAGGAACCUGCUCUUCAAGAUAUGGCUGUUGCGGGCACCGGUCUCGCAGAUGGAGCUGCCGGUUCUUUUGAUUGUGGUGAAUUUACAGAAAAUGGCUGCAUGAGGUUGGUGGAAAAUGAGCUGAGUCAAGAGGAAAGGGAUGCUUUGGCCAAGAACAGGAACUUAGAGAGUAUUCAGAAUUACAGUUCCUGGGAGGGAAUAUUCAGGAAGGAGAUGGAGGCAUGCAAGCAGACUGUCAAAAGCCUGGAUAAACAAGCAGGUUCCUCUGGUGUGAAGGAAGAGCAAGCAUCAUCAAAUAGUCACAGAGAGAUGAGAGACCCACACCAGUUUCAGGAGAAUGCUGCAACUGCAAGUAUGAACGGUGCAACUGGUCUUGCACCAUGGCAUGAUGGGGUCAUGGAGAGAGUAGGCAAGGAGUUAAACAUUGGCGAAUAUAACAUGUAUUUGGUGCACAAUGGGGCAAUGUUAAUUAAUUUUGGCCAACUUGCUGCUUGCACCCCAAGAGAGAAGGAUUUUGUUUAUGGUAAUCUGGAGCCCAUUGAGGUUCAAACUAUCCGAUCAUUCAACGUUCCCACCAGCUACCGGGCAAAACGACAUCACCUGAAGGACCCCACAAGAAAAAUCAAAAGUAUACACCAAAGUGUUGACACUGCAGACUUAGGUGUGUCAGCUGAGGAUCUUCCAAAGAGUGAUGAGGUGAAUGCAACAUUGUUAUGCUGUUUAGAAAAGGAACUGAAAGGGCAUCUGAUCUCGGAGAGCGUGGGAACGGAUGGCCUCUACAUAGAUGUAGGGACGCAGACCUAUAACUUUGCCUCUGCUCCGUUCAAGACCGAUGCAACACUUUCUGACAUCAUAGGAGACAAAUCCUGCAAUCUCCAUGUACAUAUUCAAGCAGAAUCUGUCACCAGAAGACACAAUAAAACAAGUUCGGCUUUCAAUUACAGCUGUGGCCACUUCUUUCGCCGUGAUGAGUACCACUCUCACUUUAAGAAUGUGCAUUCAGACAUACAGGCAUGUCUGAAUGGCUGGUUUGAAGAACGGUGCCCUUUAGCUUACCUGGGAUGCACCUUUAGCCAGACAAGAUUCCAACCCGCUGGUCACCAAGCUACAAUCAAAUACUGCCGAGAUCUCAGCACCUUUGCCCUCCAGCCAAUGGUGCCUUCAUCCCUUUUUGAAGCUGCGAGAGCCUUCAGCCCUCAGCAAAAUGGUGCACGUAAUCUAGAUCCCCUGAGCAGACUGCCCUUUGAGAUCCUUCGGCACAUUGCUGGUUACCUUGACAGUUUUACAUUAUCCCAGCUAUCCCAGGUCUCCCAUUUGAUGAGAGAGGUGUGUGGCACAUUGCUACAGGAGAGAGGGAUGGUCUCUCUCAAGUGGGAGAAAAAGACAUAUUCCCAUGGGGGAACCUCCUGGAAAUGUCGAAAGAAAGUAUGGGAGUUCAGCUGUCUGUUUUCCACUGUGGACAGAUGGAGCUUCCGCAACGCCCCCUCCAUGUCAGAGCACCUGAAAGCCUGCUCUUUCUACCAGAGAGAAGAACACAGCGAGCCGGUGGCUUUGCCUUGCUUAAGAGAGGCCACAGAGAAUGGAACAGUAAAGCAGAACAGAUAAAGCCCAUGGUCUUAUAGCUCAGUGGGCAGACUGCAACACUGACAGCAUCAUGGUAGGAGCCACAGGGAUGAGACUUGUAUGCACCCAUAGCCGUGUAAAGCAGAUAAAGCCUCAGCACAAAAUAGUUAUUAUAUGUGUGACAAAUUCACUUUGACAUAAACAGCAGUUUGUGUGUGCUUUGAUUUGAUUUAAUUCGAUUUAAUGAGUGAGUUACUGAGUGAUUUGCUCAGCUUGUAUUUAACCUGUAAUGUCACUUGUGAAUGAAAUCUCUUUGGUAUCACUUCUUGUUAACAGUCCACUGUUGACUCUUAACAGUGUAUCAGCAGAUGUAUAAACAAUUUGUCUUCUGACUGCCAAAAAAAAUUAUUUUGACAGACUAUCUGGUAUUUUUAGUUGACUCUCAGCAACUGUUCGACAGACUAUCUAAUCUAUGUCAACUCCCCAUUAGUUGAUUGUCAGUUGCAUUUGCUCAAAUCAUUAUCAGAGACUUGGUAAACUUUUUACAUGCAUAAAAGAGAUCAAUUAGGCUUAGGCAUGCAAAGCAAUUUGGUCAAAGUUAGAGUUAUGAACAGUAACAAAUGAGUCCAUUUAUAGGAAUGUGUUUCUCCUUAGCUGGUAGUUAAUUUGUUGAAGCCUAUUUAAAUUAUGCACUUAUUGGUCUAUAUAUUUGUGAAGUUCUGAGAGAGUGUUGAUGAGAUAAGAUACAGAUGAUGAAAUAUUAAUAAUCCCUAGAGAGAAAUUUGGUAUUUACAAAUGAAUUGAUUGCCAUGUUUGAGGGAAAACAAGGUCAUUAUAAUUACCAAUAUGAACUCAUUUUCUUUGUGUUAUAUAUAACAUGCAUAUCUCUGUGUUUUCCAACAUAUAGUUGGUUGUUGUGGUAACAAAAAGUGUUUUAAUGUACUACAAUAACAUACCCAUUAGAAGAAAUGUUGCUGAUAUACAUUGUUUCUCGUUUUCAAAAUACCACUGCUGACAUCUAUUGGAGAAAAAAUGAAGUGCCUGAGUGCUGACUAUUAACC
This is a messenger RNA of Myripristis murdjan (pinecone soldierfish), 3089 nucleotides long. Its product is annotated as F-box only protein 40. The record is from RefSeq and is a predicted model, not a curated record. Gene Ontology annotation, cellular component: cytoplasm. The transcript is spliced from 3 exons. Gene Ontology annotation, molecular function: zinc ion binding; ubiquitin protein ligase activity; protein binding. The coding region runs from base 1 to 2070 and encodes 689 amino acids. NCBI's taxonomy places the organism in Eukaryota, Metazoa, Chordata, Actinopteri, Holocentriformes, Holocentridae.